This is a messenger RNA of Ambispora gerdemannii, 418 nucleotides long. The record is from the annotation of a GenBank genome assembly. Lineage: Eukaryota; Fungi; Glomeromycota; Glomeromycetes; Archaeosporales; Ambisporaceae.
AUGUCUGAAAUUAACAAAAAAAAGAUAUCAAUAGAAGAAAUCGAACGAGCACACCUCGAAACAAUUUCAACCUUCCCGUUUUUAUUCAUUCCAUCAAAAAAAACAAGAAUAAUUGUAAAUUCUCGAGAUACCGCGUUCAAUAACGAUGAUUCGGGAAAUAAUCUAAAUGUAGAAUGCAGCCCAACUAAUAAAGAAAGGAUCCAAAAACAAUCUUUUGAAACAGAAAAGAACGCAGUAGGAUUAGCCACAAAAAUAGGAACAGAAGGGAUUCUGAUAUCAUCAGCUUCAUAUACAACGAAAGGCGCAAAUAUAAAUAAGAAUCAUAAGUUGUUUAAAGUAAAUUAUUCGGAAGAAUUGGAUUAUAAUUUAUCAUCAUUCAGAGCAACAAAUUCAGUUGAAAACGAUCUUAAUUUAUCUA